Solea senegalensis (Senegalese sole) is the source of this 1754-nucleotide messenger RNA. RefSeq lists its product as uncharacterized. The transcript has 8 exons. The record is from RefSeq and is a predicted model, not a curated record. The coding region runs from base 167 to 1384 and encodes 405 amino acids. Lineage: Eukaryota; Metazoa; Chordata; Actinopteri; Pleuronectiformes; Soleidae.
CCGGUGACAGGUGUGUGUUUGUUUGAUAGUGAUGACAUUUUCCACUCAUCGUGAAAUGAUAUUAACAUGUUAAAGACCAUUGUGCGAACGUUUAACUGGCCAACGUUUCUUUUGCGCUGCAUUUUACUUGAUGACGCGUGGCAGUUGGUGGAGGUUUGUGUAAAUAAUGGGCCGAAUCAAGUGCGGAGUUUAUCGUGAUAGUGGAUUCACGAAGAAACGGGAUACUCCCGUUAAAGCGGCGCUGGGUGGACGACACAAGCACAGAAGAUUUCUGCGUAGUAAGCAUUAUGAGGCACUUCCAGAAGAACCUGAGUUGGAGGAGACAACUGUUAAACCUUCAAGUACAGUUCUGACUAGCAGUAAACCUGUCCAUCUCACAGCUGUGUUUCACGGGAGCAGUCCUGCACAUAGGAGAAGCACCAGACACACAAAAAGUGGCAAUGAAAGAAAACCUGGCCACCAAGCGCCACCAGCGGGGCACACAUCCGUUCGGGCGAAUCACAAACCAGAGGCUUUUAAAGGUCGUGAAAUCUCAGCAGAAGAAGAACCGCCGAUCAAAGAGGAAGAAGAACAAAGCUUGACAGUGACUCCAAAAAGCCCCAUGUCUUCAGCCACAGAGUCUGACACAACUCUCAGCUUUGAUAAUGACGAGGAAGACUGUUACUCCUCUACCUCUUUGUCUUCUAGCAGCCUGCCCUCACCAGAGACCUUCAGGAAAGAGCACUACGUUAAGGAGGAGCUGCUCGGUGUCAGUCUUCAAGUGAAAAACUCCACCUUGCUGGAUGUGAGCCAUGCUGAGACCAUCCAAAUGCAUCAUAACCCCAACAUCUCUUCUAUUGUUGAUGCCUCCACGAUUCUUGCUGAGAAAAACUGUGAGAACAGAAGCAACUACAGAGGACCUGAAGUUGAGGCUCAAAUAAAACCUGAACCAUUUACAUCAGCAAAUCAGGGACAAGUGUUCAAGAGGAAAAGCCCAGCGAUAACAACCAGCAAAAGACAUCUUUCAUUCAAGAAGAAAGUGUCGUUCAAAUGCCCCCUCGUAGCUGUGGUCCCUGAAGCCAAACAUGUCCCAGUUAUAAAAUUAACUGUGAACAAUGUCGUCAGUGAUACGGUCCCAACAUCCAGCCCGGCCGAGCUGAUGAAGCCUGAUAAGGAAACGUCCGGAGCGGGCGAGUUAAAUUCUGGAGACGGCACAGUGCACGUGAGAGUGGCGCUGAAAAGGCCUGUAAAACGUAGCCUGGAGAAAGCCAAGUUCUUUGACUUUGCCGGUGAUGGUGACAGGGAUUUAUUCUUUCAGCGGAUGAGGGAGAGGUGCGUCAAACUCAGAAGUAUUCCUUUGUUUCCUCUCUCAGUCCCAGAGAGCAUGGACACAUCUGUUUUAUGAAAUGUCCAUAAUCUUUUUACUAAAAAAAACCCCAGAUGUAUGAAAUUAAAUCAUAUUAGUGUUUAAAUGUGUUAUUUAAAAAAAAUUGUACAUGGAAUUUUAUAUUCACAUGAGCUUUGGCUGCUAAUUACAUAUAUCUUUGUGUAUUUAAAUGUGUAGUGUGAUAUGUGACCACUAGGUGUCAUCGCCGUACUCUAACUUGACCCAGUCCUGUCCUGAUGGUUGUUUUUUCCAUUGUAUGUGAAAUAUAAAUGUUGUUUGUUAUCUUCAUAUGUAUGUGUAUGUGUUUGAUAUUGUGUGUUUAUUGUGUGUUUGUUUCAAUUCAAGUGCUCAAAUGUUUAAUGUAAAGUAAAUAAAGUUUUAAAUGUAA